AUGCAAUGUAUUUCAGCUUAUCGACUUCUAGAUGGCAUUACUGAUGCUUUUGACAGUUUAGACGAGCACAGGGAUAUAGCAAAUUAUUUAGGCGAUAAAAAUCUAUGUGAAAACCAAAAGCAGUUUCGUCUUCGUUGUUCAAACGAAUUUCCUACAUGCAUUCAAGUAUCGAAAGUUGGUGAUGCAAUGAUUAAUUGUCCAAAUUUUCUUGACGAAAGUAUUACUAUUCAUGAUAUAACAAAAGAAACUUUGCUCAUACAUAAUCUACUAUGUAAUCAACCGACGGAUUCGGGUUGUCAACUAAUCCGCAAACAUAUAAUCGACUCAUGGACACAUACUUCCGACAUCCACAAGAUUACAAACACAAUCACAAAAUCAGAAAGAAGUACGAAAGAAUGGCGCAUUCAAUUCCGUGAAUAUUGUAACACUUUUUGGGAUAUGGUAUCAUUCAAAGAUGAAGACACGAGUUUUUGUCAGCAAUGGGUUUGCACUAAUAACGAAUAUAAGUGUUUAUCAGGUCAAUGUAUCAAUCCCGAAUGGGUGUGCGAUGGUUCAUGGGAUUGUUCAGAUGCGAGCGAUGAACAAGGCAUUUUUAUGAUAAUCGAACAAUUGUCACUUCAUAAUCAAAUUGUACUGGGUGAUAUCAGUAAAAUAAAAGAGGGAUGCUUCAAUCAUUAUAAGCAUCAACCUUUCUCUAAUAUUUGUAAUAUUACACAUGAAUUUCCAUGUUUGUUAGCGAAUGUACUCGAUCCAUUAAACAUUAUUCAAAAUCGACCCUGCAUUGAUUUAAAGCAGAUUGGAGAUGGUGUUCAAGAUUGUUUUAAUAACUUGGACGAACGCAACAUAGUAACCGGCUGUGUAAACAAACAAAAAGGAUUCGAUGUGUAUUGCCAAACAGAAGGGGAAUGCAUUUAUUAUACAAUGAUGUGCAACAAGCGUUGUCCAAAUCCAUUUGAUGAUAGUCCUAUUUGUUCUUUGAUUGGUAAUGGUACAAAUGAGUGUCCAAAUAAGUACGAUGCUAUUUGUCUGAACAAAUCAUGUAUCAUUGGAGCUCGGUGUAAUGGAAUAAUCGAAUGUCCAAAUGGAGAAGACGAAUAUUGGUGUUCUAGUCACCGUAAUGACAUAUUCAAGGCGAUUGAUUACCGCCUUGAAAAACUCAGUGUAUUUAAUCAAGUAAAAACCAUUGGUCUCUUACCUGAAUUUCCACCAGCAGAGUCACUUUUAUCGUCAUCCUCUUUAUUACAAUCGUUUUCAUCUGAAAAUAUCUCUCUCAUUGACAAACAAGUUUUUCAUGAUGAUGNAUUAAUCGUACAAAUAAAACAGAGUACUGCCAGUAUUUGGUUAAAUGUGCUUUAUCGAAGGCAACACUGUCCAUCAGAUCGCAUUGUCUAUCCAGCACAACCGUUGAUCCGUCCUUAUAUCAUCACGGUGUACUAUCGUAAUCGUGAUUGGUCAAAGGAUGGCAGAGGUAAACUCCCUGACGAAUAUCAUUUAUCAGGAAAUAUCAAGUGUCGUGGUUAUCAAGCAACAUUAUCCGUUAAUAAAUCUGUUAUUAUAUCCAAUAAUGCUCAACUCGAUUGGGUUUCGUGGGAAGCUCAAUUUUGUGAACGAGCUGAUCAUUAUGUAUCACCAUUCGCAAGUCAAUAUGAUUAUAACUGUUGGUCAUCAAGUGAACGAACAUUUACUGGUCAACCUUACCACUUUUAUAAUAUUUUCCCACCUACAAUGCAAUGUAUUUCAGCUUAUCGACUUCUAGAUGGCAUUACUGAUGCUUUUGACAGUUUAGACGAGCACAGGAAUAUAGCAAAUUAUUUAGGCAAUAAAAAUCUAUGUGAAAACCAGAAGCAGUUUCGUCUUCGUUGUUCAAAUGAAUUUCCCACAUGCAUUCAAGUAUCGAAAGUUGGUGAUGCAGUGAUUAAUUGUCCAAAUUUUCUUGACGAAAGUAUUACUAUUGAUGGUAUAACAAAAGAAACUUUGCUCAUUCAUAAUCUACUAUGUAAUCAGCCGACGGAUUCGGGUUGUCAACUAAUCCGCAAACAUAUAAUCGACUCAUGGACACGUACUUUCGACAUCCACAAGAUUACAAACACAAUCACAAAAUCAGAAAGAAGUACGGAAGAAUGGCGCAUUCAAUUCCGUGAAUAUUGUAACACUUUUUGGGAUACAGUAUCAUUCAAAGAUGAAUACACGAGUUUUUGUCAGCAAUGGGUUUGUACUGAUAACGAAUAUAAGUGUUUAUCAGGUCAAUGUAUCAAUCCCGAAUGGGUGUGCGAUGGUUCAUGGGAUUGUUCAGAUGCGAGCGAUGAACAAGGCAUUUUUAUGAUAAUCGAUCAAUUGUCACUUCAUAAUCAAAUUGUACUCGGUGAUAUCAGUAAAGUAAAAGAGAGAUGCUUCAAUCAUUAUAAGCAUCAACCUUUCUCUAAUAUUUGUAAUAUUACGCAUGAAUUUCCAUGUUUGUUAGCGAAUGUACUCGAUCCAUUAAACAUUAUUCAAAAUCGACCCUGCAUUGAUUUAAAGCAAAUUGGAGAUGGUGUUCAAGAUUGUUUUAAUAACUUGGACGAACGCAACAUAGUGACCGGCUGUGUAAACAAACAAAAAGGAUUCGAUGUGUAUUGCGAAACAGAAGGGGAAUGCAUUUAUUAUACAAUAAUGUGCAACAAGCGUUGUCAAAAUCCAUUUGAUGAUAGUCCUAUUUGUUCUUUGAUUGGUAAUGGUACAAAUGAGUGUCCAAAUAAGUACGAUGCGAUCUGUCUGAACAAAUCAUGUAUCAUUGGAGCUCGGUGUAAUGGAAUAAUAGAAUGUCCAAAUGGAGAAGACGAAUAUUGGUGUUCUAGUCACCGUAAUGACAUAUUCAAGGCGAUCAGUUACCGCCUUGAAAAAGUCAGUGUAUUCAACCAAGUAAAAACCAUUGGUCUCUUACCUGAAUUUCCACCAGUAGAGUCACUUUUAUCGUCAUCCUCGUUGUUACAAUCGUUUUCAUCUGAAAAUAUCUCUCUCAUUGACAAACAAGUUUUUCAUGAUGAUGAUGAAACUGUACAUUACCCGUUUAUUUGCAAUAAAGGUGUUCAAUUUGCUGAUCAUAUGUCGAACAAGUAUAUCUGCUUUUGUCCGCCAUCGUAUUAUGGAGCCAACUGUGAAUACAUGAAUGAUCGUAUUACUGUUUUUACUCAUAUUAAUCUUGAUAACUAUCCAAGUUCCGCACAGAAUACUGUUACUAUCAAAUUACUUGUUAAAUUUAUGUUUAAAAACAAUCUUUUACUUGAUCAACAUGAAGUUCACGUUUUUCCAUCUCUUGAACAGAAAGAUUUCUAUACGAGACAUAAAAUUCAUCUUCUUUAUCCCCGAUCAGAUGUUUUUUUGGACUAUAAAAAAGCUCGUCGUCUCCAACGUGCUGCAAUUAUCUAUGAACAUCCAUAUUCAGUCUAUUUCGAAGCGUAUGAGCUCAGUAGAAACUUAAACAUUCGUCUAAUUGGUCUUUGGCGCUACCCAAUCUAUUUUGAUUUUCUACCUUCGUUUCGUUUAGCCAAGAUCUUACGAUUUCCUACAGAUUUAAAUGAUCCAUGUGCCAGUAAUCCAUGUCAAUCGAAUAGAACUAAAUGUCAACGUGUACUUAAUUCAAAUACUUCUUAUAUAUGUUCAUGUUUUGAUGGAUUCUAUGGCGAACAUUGUGAUCAAUAUGACGAGCAGUGUUCACAAUUUUGUUCCUCACAUUCAAUUUGCAAACCUACAAAUCGACCGGUAGUUCUUGAUACUCAGCAUCCAUUCUGUAUUUGCCCUUUUGGUUAUUUUGGUCCAAGUUGCCAUUUAAAAUAUGAUCAAUGUGAUACUGAUGUUUGUUUAAACAACGGAACUUGUCUUCCCAUACCUGAUCCGAUUAGCAUAAAUUCCUACAAAUGUAUUUGUACUUCUCGAUUCUACGGUGACAAUUGUGAAAAUGAAAAAAUGUCUGUUCAUAUUCGACUCAAUAUCACACAGGAAGACAAAAUUCAUGCUGUCAUUAUGCAAUACUUCGACUAUAAUUAUGUAACACNAUAUGAUCAAUGUGAUACUGAUGUAUGUUUAAACAACGGAACUUGUCUUCCCAUACCUGAUCCGAUUAGCAUAAAUUCCUACAAAUGUAUUUGUACUUCUCGAUUCUACGGUGACAAUUGUGAAAAUGAAAAAAUGUCUGUUCAUAUUCUACUCAAUAUCACACAGGAAGACAAAAUUCAUGCUGUCAUUAUGCAAUAUUUCGACUAUAAUUAUGUAACACUCGAAUUGAUCAUCAGAAAUCAAUUUUUAUCGGAAGUUAUUCCAAAUAGUUUGAAUUUUAGUUAUGGACAACAGUUAGCGCCUGUGUUUGGUCUACUGAAAUUGUAUGGCAACGAUAAUGAACCACGUUUUCAUCUGCUGUAUAUCAGAAAAAAGGAAACGAAUGCUCGUAUCAAUUCAAUAGUCAGUGAAAACACGACCUUCUGUCCGAAAGCAGACACAUUUCUUGUCAAUCAAAUUAAAUCUUUGAUUUCAAAACAUAAAUAUAUAGAAUUUUUUGAAAAGCGACAAAAUUUAUCGACACAUCGUCAUAUGAUUUGCUUUCAUGAUGACAAUUAUUUAUGCAUUUGUGAAUCUAAUUUCCGUCGUGUUGAAUGUUUUGGCUAUGAUAGAUCGUUGGAUUCAUGUUCUUAUUGUCUCGCAAAUGGACGUUGUCUGAAAGGUGAUCUCGGAAAUUCCAGUAAUUUAUUAUGUCUUUGUCCAUAUUGUCAUUAUGGUCAUUUAUGUCAAUUUAAUACAAGAUUAUUAAGUUUCACUCUUAAUUCACUCAUUGCACCAAAUUCAUUCUUUGUUCGAAUACUUUAUUUAAAUUUAAUUAUUGUUUUGUUUGUCAUUGGUUUUUUCAGUAAUAUUUGCUCGAUAUUAACCUUUCAACGUAACAAUCCACGAAAAUUGGGUGUUGGAAAUUAUUUACUUAUUCUCUCAAUCAUUAAUCAAUUAUGUAUUCUUUUUCUCGCUCUUAAAAUCUUUCAAGUUGUCUUAGAAACACUCGUUCAAUUCUCGAAUGUCAUCUCAUGCAAAAUGAUCAAUUACUUUUUGCCAGUAUUAACCCGUAUCAAUUACUGGUUAAGUAGUUGGAUCACUAUUGAACGACUUGCAAUCGUUCUUGUUCCGACGAUGACGCGUUUUAGACAACCUCGAUUUGCUCUCUCUCUUAGUUUAUUAACUGUGUUGAUCAUUCAUAUUUUACACACACACGAACUGAUUUACUAUACUGUCGUUCAAUCAAUGUGUGUGGUGAAUUUCGAGAUUCAUCCAGGUGUUGCAUAUUAUAAUCGUAUAUCUGUACUCAUUCAUUAUUUGUUACCAUUUUCUAUUCAAAUUAUUUCUAUUACUAUGCUUGUUUGGACAGCUUCUCAAAGUCGAGCAAAGUUGGCAAAAGAAUCCUUCGUUGAAGUACUUAAAAAGCAAUUCGAAAAGCAAAAAGAACUUUAUAUUACGCCAAUAAUUAUUGUAUUAUGUUUACUUCUUCAGACUGUACUUGCGUUCGCUUUCGCUUGCACGAAAUUGAACCAAUCAUGGCAAAGGCACACCUUAUUAAUCGCUUAUCUCCUAUCAUAUACCCCACAAAUACUUGGCUUUAUAUUUUAUGUUAUUCCAUCAACUGUAUACAAAAAUGAAUUUCAACAGACAUGGAUUGGAAAGAUACGAUACAUGAAAUGGUUAUUGAGAAAUCGCUAA
This is a messenger RNA of Adineta ricciae, 5712 nucleotides long. The record is from the annotation of a GenBank genome assembly. Lineage: Eukaryota; Metazoa; Rotifera; Eurotatoria; Adinetida; Adinetidae.